AGCGGCUCGCGCUCAGAGCUGAACGAGCAUCAGCGUGAUCCUAGAGUUUGUGGAGACGGUCAGUUGUGCGUGUUUGGGUCGGUCAGCGUUUAGAUGCCCACAGUGAGGCGCAUCUGAACGUCUUUUGGAUCCAAACCUCUGUCUGAGACUCGUACCCACAAAGCGGUAAAGCCAUGGUGGCGAUGACCAAGACACUGAAGGUCUUCGAGAUCGUCUUCAACGACCCGAGCAAGACCUUCUACACCAGUGGAGAUAAAGUGGCCGGGAAGGUCCUGGUGGAGGUGACCGAGGUGACCAGGGUGCAGCUCGUGAAGGUGCUGGGCAUCGGCUGCGCCAGGGUGGAGUAUGCCAAGGGCAAGCAGAGGUGCAAGGAAGAGGUCGACUACCUGAAGUACGAGGAGGUGGUUCACCUGGACGACCAGCCUGCAGAUACUGAUGGCUCAGUCAUCCUCCGGCCUGGGAACAAGUAUGAGUACACGUUUGGCUUUGAGCUUCCACCAGGGCAACUGGUGUCCUCAUACAAGGGCAAGUUUGGAUAUGUGCAGUACUACGUGAAGGCCCUGAUGGAGAGGCCCUCUCAUCCUGCUCUGGAGUGCAAGAGGCACUUCGAGGUGGAGGAACCAAUUGAUGUGAACACCCCAGACCUCCUGUCCCCAACGGGUGGGAUGAAGGAGAAGAAGGUCACCUGCAUGUUCAUCCCCGAUGGCCAGGUGUCGCUGAACGCGAAGAUCGACAGACGCGGCUUCUGCGAAGGCGAGGACAUCUGCAUCGACGCCAAGUUUGAGAACACCUGCUCGAGGAUUGUGGUGCCCAAAGCCGCCAUCGUGGCCAAGCACACCUACCAGGCCAACGGGCGCACCAAGGUCUUCAGGCAGAAGCUUUCUUCAGUUCGGGGCAACCACAUCAUCUCCGGCAUGUGCGACGCCUGGCAGGGGAAGUCCAUCCGAGUGCCCAAGAUCAAGCCCUCCAUCCUGGGCUGCAACAUCAUCCGCGUGGAGUACGCACUCAUGAUCUACAUGCACAUCCCAGGCAGCGAGAAGCUGAUCCUGGAGCUUCCUCUGGUCAUCGGCACCGUGCCCUACAACGGCUUCGGCAGCCGGACCAACAGCAUGAGCAGCCAGGAGGGUUCCACCAGCACGGCCUCGGCCAGCUGGGUGUCCCUGCGCAUGCCGUCCUCCGCUCCUCCCAGCUACUGUGACGUGACCCGCGACUGCCGGCUUGACCAGCCCCUCACACCCCUGCUGGACGACUACGACGGCGGGGACAGUCCCAUCUUCAUGAACACGCCACAGUUCCAGUUCCCUCCACUUCCUGCCUACUCAGAGGUGGAGGAAGAAUACAACGGAAACGCUCGUAUGCUUCCAGUAUGCUGAGCCCCUCGGCCCCUCCAGGACUGAAGCCCAUCAUAAACGAGCCACUUUUUACUCCAUAGAUAAUUCACCAUUCAGGAACUGAAGUGUGAGCUGUUGGAAGGCCUUUUCCGGGCUCAGGAAGAGUUCGGGGCCGAAGAACGUCGGAAGUCCGGAGAAAUAGGGUCCACUGUCUUGGGUUUUCCAUGCUUGCGCUCCGGGUGGCCGUCACUCGAGAGCCGCUUUCCGAGUGCACGGUGGACAGACGCCGUUUCAGGGCCUGAAAGAAGCUGCUCCUCUUUAAUAUUCCUGCUGAGACGCGAAGCUGACUGUUGCGUUAUUGUAGCCGUAUAGUCACUCCCGAGACUUUCCCCAAAAGGGAAGAACCCCCUUUCCAGAAGUUUUCCAGCGUAUUGAUUAGCUUUCAUCCUCUUUGGCUGACUGUUCUUCAUCUAUUACUAAUCAUUCCAUUAGAUUCCUCUGUCUUCGAGGAUUUUGUUUGAGGAACCGUCAUUUUAACAUGUACCGUCAUCAUUUUGUGUUGGUGAUUGUUGAGUUAGAAGCAGGUAAGCCUAGUCAGAGAUGGAAGUGGGAAAGGUCAGCGUGAGAUGCCGCAUGUUUUGCCUCAAGAUGUGAAGGGAAUGUCGUGCAGAGUUCGUCUUUCCGUAUCGAUCAGUGUUUGAUGAUGCUGUUUCUUCUAUGAUGCACUUUUCUUGUGGAUGCAAUUUGCUCUGUAACUGCCUACAGGGACGAUUUUCUAUAUUAAGGUAUUCCGUGUCUGUUUGUCCUCUGUUUGUUUCCUUGUAGUCUUCCGAUUUUUAUAUGAGAGACCGUGUGCUGUACUGCAGCUGGUGUAAAGAUCAACCUUCCACUGUUUAGUGCUCAAAACCUCUCAUGUAUCAAGGGCUCCAUUUAGUGUUUGAAUGUGGACUUUAUUAGCGAGCCAGAAGAGAUCGUUGCUCUAAAAGUGCCAAAAAGUGGUGCACAGGGGUUCCGAGCCCCAUUCAGUAUCAGGAAUUGCACUGUGUGCAUAAAUAUCGUCGAUAUGAAUCCGUUUCUUGUUUGUUUUUCUUCCCCGAGAUGACAUUUCAGUUCGGAAAGUUCUUCCAGGUCUUCGCUGUGUGUCGGUGUGUUUUCACCUUAAUGUCAAGACUGAUCUGUGGCAUGACUUUUUUUGCAAUGCAUCUUUUUUAUGUAUAUAAAUUGAAUGGAUUUUGUAUCAGAAACCCUGUGGGUUAGUUUUCAAUAAAAGAUUGAAAAUUUUA
Messenger RNA from Pygocentrus nattereri (red-bellied piranha), 2614 nucleotides. It is a transcript of the gene txnipa, whose product is annotated as thioredoxin interacting protein a. Bases 174 to 1373 code for a protein of 399 amino acids. Gene Ontology annotation, cellular component: cytoplasm. Gene Ontology annotation, biological process: protein transport. Lineage: Eukaryota; Metazoa; Chordata; Actinopteri; Characiformes; Serrasalmidae. The transcript has 6 exons. Gene Ontology annotation, molecular function: ubiquitin protein ligase binding. The record is from RefSeq and is a predicted model, not a curated record.